AUGAAAUUGAAAAAAAUUAAUACUUUGAUGGAUUUUAUUAAAAGGAAAAAUAUGGAAUUUGAUAAUUUGAUUAAUGGUAUUAAUACAUAUAUAGACAGUUUGAAUUAAUCAUUUUCUUUAUUAAAAAUGGUAAUCAGAUAUAAAUAUUCAUUAUAAAAUGAGAGAUUAUUAAAUUUGAAUUCAUUGUAAAUAAAUUAUUUCAACCAACAAAUUCAUUGUUAUAAAUUGAAUAAUUUAUAUGAAAAGUUAUAAGUAUCAUAAUUCAAUUAUUAUUAGAUUGAUGAUAAUUCUAUAAAAUUGUCUAAAGAGUUCUCUGAUAAAUGUAAUCAUAUCAUAUUAAUCCUUAGGCUAUUAUUUAAAGGGCAAAUCAUAUAACCAUAUUUAAUAUAUUUUUGAGAUAAAAAUAUAAAAAAGCGAUAUCACUAUUCGAUAAAUCAAUACAAUAUAAUCAUAAUAACCAUUAAUCUCUAUGAUGUAAAGGUCAAAUUUUAGAUAAUUAAUAGGUGGAUGUUUAAGAUUCUUAAAUAAUUAUGAGGAUCCAAUCGUUUGGUUGGACCAAGCAUUGAUUAUUGAUCCUAAGUAUGUUAAUUCCUUAUUUGAUGAAGGUAAAUUGAUUGAUAAUUAUAUUAAUAAGUGUAAGUGUAAGAAAAUUAAAUCAAAAAUGACGAUGCAAUCACUUGGUUAGAUAAAGCAUUAUCUAUUGAUCUUAAACAUGUUAAUUCCUUAAAUGAGAACGGUAGAUUAAAUAAUAAGUACAUUGAUAGGUUAAUGCUUAAGAUUACUGAAAAAACAUAAUGAAUCUUAAUAAUUACUUGAUUAAGUACUGUCCACCAAUGCAAAAAAUACAUUUUCUCUUAAUCGUAAAGGUAUCAUAUCUUUUUAUUUGUUAGGAGAUUGUUGA
Molecule: messenger RNA, 901 nt
Organism: Paramecium pentaurelia
Lineage: Eukaryota; Ciliophora; Oligohymenophorea; Peniculida; Parameciidae
Source: the annotation of a GenBank genome assembly